AUGACUGCUUCUAAACUUCGUCCCGAUCAGCCUCUUCACCAGAGAAACCCUUGUGGUGGUUUGCCCUCUAAGUUUCGAGAUACCAUACCAUCAGAACAGUUUCCCGCGGAGAAAGAUCGAUACGUAUUAUACGUCAAUAUGGUCUGUCCGUGGGCGCAUCGAGCGGUUAUUGUGCGGGCUUUGAAGGGCUUAGAGGGCAUCAUACAGAUUGUUGAGGUCGACGCAAGAGAUACAAUCCAUGGCUGGUACUUCUCCGGUCAACGUGGACCAGAAUGUGAUCCAACGUAUGGCUUCAGAUGGCUCAAAGAGCUUUAUUUGAAGGCAGAUCCAAGCUACACAGGGAGGGUUACCAUACCUAUGUUAUGGGAUAGGCAACGUGGUACCAUUGUGAACAACGAGAGCGGAGACAUUAUGCGUAUACUGAUCAACGCAUUCGAUAAACUCCUGCCAUCUGAGAUGCGCGAGGCCAACAAAGGGCCUGCCGCCCUUGUCCCCGAGCAUUUGCAAAGCGAAAUCGACGAGCUCAAUUCGUGGGUCUACAAUACAGUCAACAACGGUGUCUACAAGAUAGGGUUUGCUACAUCACAGGCCAUGUACGACGAGCACAUUCAUAAGCUCUUCCAGUCACUAGAUCGAUUAGAGGAUCAUCUCUCAGAGGCUAAACACCAGCCCUAUUUGUUUGGAAAAUACAUCACUGAAGCUGACAUUCGCCUCUACACUACUCUCAUCCGAUUUGACGUCGCGUAUUACCCACUGUUCAAGUGCAACAUCAAAAUGAUUCGCUUGGAUUACCCGCGACUACACACUUGGUUGAGACGUCUUUACUGGCAUGAGGGCCCAGAGACAGCUUAUGGAGCGUUCAAGAAAAGCACUCGCUUUGAUGUGAUCAAGCAUGGUUAUGCCGCCGUAACAGUGGGUAAUGGGGUGGUUCCUGCCGGACCUGUGCCGCCUAUCAUGCCACUGUGA
Ascochyta rabiei is the source of this 966-nucleotide messenger RNA. Its product is annotated as Glutathionyl-hydroquinone reductase. Gene Ontology annotation, cellular component: cytoplasm. NCBI's taxonomy places the organism in Eukaryota, Fungi, Ascomycota, Dothideomycetes, Pleosporales, Didymellaceae. The coding region runs from base 1 to 966 and encodes 321 amino acids. The record is from RefSeq and is a predicted model, not a curated record. The transcript has 4 exons. Gene Ontology annotation, molecular function: glutathione transferase activity.